AUGCUCUCCACCGAGUCGGGGAUGUCCAGCGUGUUUUGGGGAGCAACCGGACGCUUCACCACAGGGGCUCAAGACACCCCCAAAAAAACGCAGACCCUGUCGGCUGUGGCCGUGGGCCACCAGCACAACCACGAGAGCAUCUCCGGGGCUUUCGAGAGCAUCUACAAGCAGCACGGGGUGGCGGGGCUGUGGCGGGGGGUGACGGGCGCCGUGCCCCGUGUGGCGGUGGGCUCGGCUGCGCAGCUCGCCACCUUCACCUCCGCCAAGGACUGGGUCUGCGAGCGCCAGGUGUCCUGGGGGGGCGGCUGGGCCGCGGUGCUGGCGGGGGGCAUGGUGAGCGGCGUGGCCGUGGCGGUGACGAUGGCGCCCUUCGACGUGGUCAGCACCCGUCUCUACAACCAGCCGGUGGACGCCGACGGCACAGGCAAGCUCUACCGGGGUUUUUUGGAUUGCAUCCUGCAAAUCUCCAGCAAAGAGGGGCUGCUGGGCUUGUACAAGGGCAUCGGCGCCGUCUACCUCCGCCUCGGCCCCCACACCGUCCUCAGCCUCUUCUUUUGGGACGAGCUUAGGAAGAUGGUGCAGCACCAGCAGCCCCCAAGGCCGUAGGACGGGCUCCCGGCCCCGCCGCGGCCGUUAAUAAAGGGGUUUUUC
Aptenodytes forsteri (emperor penguin) is the source of this 651-nucleotide messenger RNA. It is a transcript of the gene SLC25A34, whose product is annotated as solute carrier family 25 member 34. The coding region runs from base 1 to 606 and encodes 201 amino acids. Lineage: Eukaryota; Metazoa; Chordata; Aves; Sphenisciformes; Spheniscidae. The transcript has 5 exons. The record is from RefSeq and is a predicted model, not a curated record.